AGCUGCUUCCCAAGGGAUCCGAGACAGCUGACAUCGCUGCCAACAUAAAUAAUCUUGCAGGUUGGUGACAAGUUGGUGAGAGUGUGGUGAUUCUCCCUUGUCUUGUAUUCAAUAGGAGUGCUUUUCUUUCUUUCUUUCUUUCUUUUUUUUUUUUUUCCCCUCCCUUUGACAUGACUUCUAGGAGGCACGAAAGAGGUAUUUCCUUUUCUUUUCCCUUUUGUUUCCCCCCUCUUUAUUCUCUACAUAACAGUUGGCAUUGCUGGGAGCUAAAAAGGUAGAUAUAACAUUUUGGAGGUUCAGGUAGGAGUAUGUGUAGUCCACAACCAAACAAACAUAUGCUAAGAAAAAACAAAGCUGCUUCAUGUAAUUCCUCUGUACUGCUGAGAAAACCUGUGUUAUAAAGCACAGAAGCUGCUGCCAGGCUGAGCUACGUUUUGAAAGCAGAACUUGAUGGAUUGUUUAGGAAAGCAUCUACAGAGGAGGCUAAAAAUCCCCUUCUAAGUUUUGGUAUGAUGCUCACGCUACAAGAAGAACUUUCUGUUUCUUGCAUAGUUUAAAAAGUUUAUUCCAGUUGACAACUGGAUUAAAGUAACUCCUUAAAGUGCCUUUUAAGUCUUGAAUUCUGAAUGUUGAAAAGAGCCUUUUGUUUAAGAUCUCUUGUUUGACUGGUCUCGCUGAUAACAUUCCCUUCUGACUUGACAUUGAGGCUGGUAUGUUGGUGCUGCCUGGCUUGUAAAGAGAACCCAUGCCCUAGAUUUAGUGCAGGACCUGUUCUAAGGAGGAAGCUGGAGCUAGAGCUCUCUGAUGCUGAAUUUCAGUAGAAAUAGCUACAGUGAUUCUAUUUAACUAGGAGGGAGGGCUUGCACAUUGAAAUAUGCUGUGCAGUAUUUUGGAAGCAGGCUGGGUCUACUAUUUCUUAGCCCUGUACAAAAGGAACGUGGCUUCUCCUGAUCCCCAUCUGUGCAAUAUCCCAAUUGAAGUGUUUUCUUUUUGUUUAAAUGGAACAAAAAAUGUAUUUUAGGACAGUGCUUGGCUAAGUUCUAUAUUCCUACAUGGAAAACACUGAAAGUCCAGGUGUGAUACUGAAUGGAGAAGGGCAGGACUUGGCUUCUUGUGCCUGUCUUCAAAAGCAGAAUUUUAGUUAAGUUAUGAGCUUCGCUCUCUCAGGUUCUUUUGUUUGUCCCUUUCCCCAGUCUCUCCCAAUAGGUUUGUGUGUUUGUUUGUUUGGGACCUGUCUGGAUUCCUGCAGGAGUAAAUGUACUGCUGUUUCUUCUUAGAUCUGAACUUGUUAAGGAUAGGUUUUUAACAGAAGCUGAAACCAGUGGAAAUGUUAUCCUCCUUAGACACUUUCUUGGAGAGGGUUAAAGCAAAUAAACACGCGAGGGCCAAUUCUCUUCUAUAUUUAAAACAAAUACACCAACAACAAUCUACCACCAAGGAACCACACAAAGCUGCCUUGGAGGACUGAGUGGAAGGACAAAUACCUGCUCCUGGGGACUGCCAGCACCUAUUCCUUUCUGCAGCUUGGGCUCCUUCCGGGCCUCACAUCCAUCACAGAUUCACUUUGUUGCCCACUGCUAUUUAUUUUGACUCUUCUGGGGCACUAGAAAAGGUCUCCUCUUUGGAAACCAUUGCAGCUAUAUAACUUGCAAAUUCUGUGUAAUGGUUUCCUCCAGUUUAACUCCCCCUUUUUCUCACCAUGCCCUUCUUUCUCCCUGUCUGCCCACAUCUACCUGGAGAUGUGGUACUCAGGGCAGCAGCUGCCCCGGUGCUUUGGAGAGGAACUGCAGGUCAAUGUCAGUGCCCUGAAUAGAGCACUUCUCAAGGGUGCAUCCCCUGGCAAUUUAAUAGACUGGCCUGUCUGAUGUGAACUGCUGCAGUAUGAGCUUCUGGAUGCGCCUCGUGACUGUCUUGAUCAUGAUUUGGUGUUCUGUUGAUGAUUUGCAAAUAUUCUCUCUUAUUUCAGAAGAGUGUAGCUGGCACUUUACCUUUGAAAAUGUGUAGAGGUCAACAGAAGGAUCAAUUAUUUUUCAACUGGCUGGAAGAUAGCUACAGCAGCAUGAGUUUUAGUUCUUUUUGUAUGUAUAUCAAUAGCCUUAAGCUGUUUUAAGAUUCUGCAUCUCUUUAAUUCUGUGUAACACAGGCUGUUGUGGCUCGAUCUCUGCUUGAGGAUCCACCAAUGAAGAAGACAGAAGAAACUUAAUUCUGAAUUUGAAGUAUAUUUAACAAAAAAGAUGGCGGAGUUUCUCUACAGAUGGGUGGGUUGUAUGAGUGUAUAUGCAUACAGACUUAAUAUACUCCCUACAUACAGGAUGUGUGUAUACAAAUGUAUGUGUAUACGUGUUUACAUACACACCUGUUUAAUCUCUGGAUAGAUGGAAAAGUCGUGUAAUUCUGGUAUUUUCCUCAACUGCAGUUGCAAGUGCUGUGUCCAGGAACCCUGGGCUUGUUUCUAUGGCAGCCAUUCACAGCCUUUUAACAUCCAGCCUUCCCCUGCUCCCUGCUUGGCAGUCAGAGGAAAAGAUGAAUAUUGCAACACCCCCACUGAGCAUCUCAGUGCAGGGGCGAAGGUCAGGGGGCAGAGCUGCCUGCAGGUGGCAGGACGGUGCAGGAGGGACUUGGCUCCUGUAGGCUGCUCUGCUCCUGUGCUGCAGCACAGCCUCUGUGGCACUGGUCUCUCAGCUCUGCAUCAAGAAUGUAUGGGUGUAGCCUACAUCUCUGCCACUGUUUAUUUUUCAUCCCUCUUUCACCCCCCCCCCCCUCCCUCUUGCCCUGCCCUGCAAAAAGAUUACAAUAUCAGAAUAGCACCAUGAGCAGGAAUGUUAUGGAACCUGUGCUGCACUAGAUAGAGUGACUAAUAUCUCUUGAAAUAAUCUCCCUUUAAAUAGCCUGGAAGUGCUCUGAUGAACUUCUGUUUUGGGAACCACAAGAACACAGCCAUGGUUGCAGUCUGUGUGAGUAGCCAGACCUGUGCUGCUAUGCAGUGAGCAACACCGUUAUUUAUCCUAGGAAGGUCUUCCUUUUUUUCUUCAUGUUGUUGCAGGGAGAGCUGAGAUCAGAUCCCUGGUAAUGUUUCUGUAUAGUAGCUGCUCUGCUAUGUUGUAAGUGGCAGUGAGGAGGGAGUAGUAUUCCAUUGAGACAGUUCUUUCCCAUGCGGCUUUGCACCUGAGCUGCGAUGGGGCUGUGGCUGGCUCCGGUCUGUACAGCUGGCUUUAGCUGAGACAGUGCAGAUCCUGAGUUAUCAAGACAGCCUUCAGAAACGUGAGGAUCCGAUGCACACCCAACAACCACUACAGCACUCUCCUAUUUGUCUAAAUCUCAGAGAAUCUUCAGUGCUCAAGACAGCAUUGCAAGUCUUGCCUCAGCUGAGCACAAUGGCUUCGUUUCCUGUCCUCAAGCAAGAGAUAUUGUUCCGGAAUGGCACGUGGAGCUAUCGAAUUCCAGCCCUGCUCUACCUGCCGCGUUUCAGCAUCAUCCUGGCAUUUGCUGAGGAACGAGAGGAUGUGGUGGAUGAGCAUGCCAAGCUCAUAGUGAUGCGCAGAGGCACAUACAACCCAGCCACACACCAUGUUCAGUGGAGCGGCAUGGAGACCAUUCUCAGUGCACAGCUGGAAGGUCAUCGAUCCAUGAAUCCCUGUCCUGUUUAUGAUGAGGUCUCGGGGAAUCUGAUCCUGUUCUUCAUAGCUGUCCCGGGAAAGAUCUCUGAGCAUCACCAGCUCAGGACAAAGAUCAACCUGGUACGUCUCUGCUAUGUCACUAGUGUGGACCAAGGACGCACAUGGAGCCCUGUCCAGGAUAUCACUGAGAGCACCAUCAGCACAGAGUACAGGAACUGGGCCACUUUUGCAGUGGGACCAGGUCAUGGAUUACAGCUGUCCAAUGGGGCCCGGAGCCUUGUGAUUCCUGCCUAUGCCUUUCGUAUCCUUGACCCUAAGCAGCACCCUGUCUCUUAUGCCUUCUGCUUCAUCAGCUAUGACCAUGGAAUGACGUGGGAGAUGGGGAACUUUGUGGGAAAAGAGAGCGCGGGGGAGUGCCAGGUAGCCGAGGUACACCGCUGUGGCAUGAAUGUGCUCUACUGCAAUGCUAGGAGCAACAGGGGAGCGAGAAUCCAGGCUGUCAGCUACAACGGCGGGGUGGAUUUUGAUGAAGGCCAACGGAUUGAAAAGCUUGUAGAGCCUCCCUCUGGAUGUCAUGGAAGUAUUGUUGCCUUCCCUCCUUCCCCUGACGUCUGGUGCCAAGAUAGCUGGUUGCUGUACGCUCAUCCUGCAGACCCACACGGCCGAAGAGAUUUAGGAAUUUACCUCAACAGAAGCCCUUUAAAUCCAGCACGCUGGACGAGGCCAAGCAUCCUCUUCAAGGGCUUAUGUGCUUACUCAGACCUGCAGUACAUGGGGAUUGGGCCAGAUGGCUCACCCUUGUUCUCUUGCCUCUUUGAAUAUGGGAUCCAUCAUCAAUGUGAAGAGAUAAUCUUUGUCAUGUUCACUUUGAAGCAAGCCUUCCCAUCUGAGUUCUGAGUCUUGAGCCUUUUCAUCAGGAUUCUUCUGAAAAUCACCUUUGCUGAUGCUUCUUUUCACUAUCACCUCUCAUCUUUCAGCAAAAGAAUUUUUGUACUGUUCCCACACCAUCAGCUGAGCAUUGUCUUGUAGCAUGUGUGCAUCAUGAAGUCUAUUAAACAUGCUAAAACUAAA
Messenger RNA from Gallus gallus (chicken), 4688 nucleotides. It is a transcript of the gene NEU2, whose product is annotated as neuraminidase 2. Bases 3273 to 4514 code for a protein of 413 amino acids. Gene Ontology annotation, biological process: ganglioside catabolic process; oligosaccharide catabolic process. The record is from RefSeq and is a predicted model, not a curated record. The transcript is spliced from 3 exons. NCBI's taxonomy places the organism in Eukaryota, Metazoa, Chordata, Aves, Galliformes, Phasianidae. Gene Ontology annotation, molecular function: exo-alpha-sialidase activity. Gene Ontology annotation, cellular component: membrane; cytoplasm; lysosome.